AUGGCCGAUCCCGAAGACGAGAAAGAAGAUCAAGCUGGUCAGUCGACAGUUCCCAAUGGCGGAUUGCCCGGCUCGUCUACAGUGCUCACGCUACCUCCAAAGGUGGAUAUAUCAGUGCCGUCAUCGGCUCUGAUCGAAGAGUCUAUGCGCCUACUUGAUCUCAAAUCGUCUGUACCGCCUACAUACUCUCCUGAAUCUUUCACAUCAUCACGUCCUCCACCGAUUUCAUAUGACUCCGGUUACGGAUCCACAUCCGACUUCAGCACUGUUCGAAUUCCGAAGGCAACGCCAAGAUUUAAGAGGAUCGACUUUGACGAUCGGCUAGAACAUCUUUGCGAUGACAAGAAACCAUCAUGGAAAUUAUGGCAGGAAAGCGUUAAGGAGUCUUACCACAAGGCAAAACGAACAGUAGAAAGGAGCAAAGACGAAGCGCAGUUUCUUGAGUCGACGUUAUCGCGAACGAGGAGAAGUCGAGCUGAAAGCCCGUUCAGUCAUCUUGACAGGGACACGGGAUUCAUUCCCAGCGUCAGAUCUCAAAGUAGCCUCCUUAUGCCAUCUUUGGCUGACCGGUCGUUGCUGGCAUCCACUUCCUCAUCAGGGCGAAGUUAUGCAGCUGGCUCUGGCCCGUAUGCUGCGCCGGCGUUAUCGUUCUCUCAAGGAAUGGAGUCACGAUAUGAGCAACGAGCCAAUGACGUAGAAGCGAUGCUGCUGAAAACGGCGCCGUUACCGCAGCGAAUGAAGAUAACCACGAAAGAAUUUCGCAACGCUCCCGCUCCCUCGGCAGGAUCGGCAUCUGAACGUGACGACUACGAUUUUUCCGUGUACUGCCCCAAGCCGUACUACUCACGCCCUAAUCGAGAUGAUCCGGACUAUUUUGAUUUCGAUUUGCAACAUUCCGUAGAUUUAUUCAAACGACCUGAAGGGAAAUACACUCCACGAGGACCCCAAGAAUGGGAGACGAAAUUGCUUGGCGAGGUCAGCGCCAAAGGUUCAGCCCCUGUUUCUGGUUAUAUGUUCACAAAGGGUGACUCUGAUUGGCGUACGAAUGGCUCGUCGUACCUCAGUGCCGCACUUCGUACACCGAAAUUCUGGGAGCAACGAUUCGAGAGCCUUGGGAAGCAAGUGAGGGACAGUAACCCAAUCAGUCUCGACAGUAUCAACAGGAAUCGCCCUACUCCGAGCAGAUUUACCGAGUACUCCGAUCCAGAUUUCGAAGACUACGACGAUCCUAGAUCGGCCGAUUAG
Molecule: messenger RNA, 1245 nt
Organism: Ostertagia ostertagi
Lineage: Eukaryota; Metazoa; Nematoda; Chromadorea; Rhabditida; Trichostrongylidae
Source: the annotation of a GenBank genome assembly